This is a messenger RNA of Linderina pennispora, 384 nucleotides long. RefSeq lists its product as uncharacterized. Gene Ontology annotation, biological process: mRNA splicing, via spliceosome. The record is from RefSeq and is a predicted model, not a curated record. Lineage: Eukaryota; Fungi; Kickxellomycota; Kickxellomycetes; Kickxellales; Kickxellaceae. Gene Ontology annotation, molecular function: RNA binding. Gene Ontology annotation, cellular component: precatalytic spliceosome; catalytic step 2 spliceosome; U2 snRNP. The annotation marks the transcript as partial. The transcript has a single exon.
AUCGCCAUGAAUGUCGUUCAGAAUAUCAAGCGCCUAAAUGAAGCUGAGGCACGGACGGGGCUGGACCAGACUGCGUCCUGGCACGAGCAGUACAAGGACAGCGCGUAUAUAUUUGUCGGCGGGCUCCCCUUCGAUCUGACCGAAGGCGAUGUCAUAUGUGUGUUCUCGCAGUACGGUGAGAUUGUAAAUAUCAACCUCGUGCGCGACAAGGAAACAGGGAAAUCCAAGGGCUUUGGAUUCUUGCAGUACGAGGACCAGCGGUCGACAAUCUUGGCCGUCGACAACCUGAAUGGAAUAACGCUGCUAGGCAGGGUGCUGCGAGUCGACCAUGUCAACAACUACAGGCAGCCAAAGCGGGACGGCGAGGACGAGGUGGAGGAGUUC